Molecule: messenger RNA, 5654 nt
Organism: Tachysurus fulvidraco (yellow catfish)
Lineage: Eukaryota; Metazoa; Chordata; Actinopteri; Siluriformes; Bagridae
Product: F-box only protein 33
Exons: 4
Coding region: 154-1617 (487 amino acids)
Biological process (GO): positive regulation of protein ubiquitination; SCF-dependent proteasomal ubiquitin-dependent protein catabolic process
Cellular component (GO): SCF ubiquitin ligase complex
Molecular function (GO): protein binding
Source: RefSeq, a predicted model, not a curated record
AGUGUUGAAAGCGGAGCAGUGCGCGCGCGCGCUGUUUGUUGUUGUUCCCGGUGUAACGGUUUGACGCAGGUUCCGGUUUCCCCCGUGUUUAUUGCCCCGUGUUUAUUGCCCCUUGUGUAUUGCCCCGUGUGGCUGUGCUGAGGCGGACCCGCCAUGGCUCUGCGCGGCAGUGUGGGGGCCUCGGCGUUACCCAGUGAGCUGAUCGUCCACAUCCUGUCGUUCCUGUCAGAGCGCGACAGGCUGCGGGCCUCCGGUGUGUGCGCGCGCUGGCGGGAGUGUGUGUUCUACCCCGCGCUGUGGGGCGGCCUGAAGCUGCGCUUCGCCACCGGCGUCGCCUCGGGGCCCGGACACGGCUCGGGAUCGGCGGCCACACCGGAGGACGACACGCCGAGGCUCGAGUUCCUCAUGCGGCGCUUCGGGGCGUUCGUGCGGGACCUGAGUCUGGAGUUCGGGCCGCUGGACGCGUGCGGAGGAGAACCGCAGUGUCACGAGCGCUGGAGAACCGCAACACUCACCUACCUGCAGCACGUGCAGUGUGUGUUCAGUCACCUGCGGAACAACAGGAACCUGCAGAAGCUCAGUGUGUACGGAGACACCUUCGUGCUUCAGGACGAUGUUCUGCAGGACGGCUCUUACCUCAGUCAGGUGGAUCAAGGGGGCAAGAAGGUUAAAGAAGUUCAGCAGCUGUUUGAGGACUUCCUGUCUAACAGUAGACAGCUGAAGUGGCUCUCGUGCUCCUUCAUGCCUGGUGUUUUGACUCCACGCUCUCUGUCCUCGUUGUCUAACCUGAGUGCUGAGACUCUGCAGCAUCUGAGUCUCCUGGAGCAUCAGACCUCCAACCUGUUUCCGUCCUCAGAGCUGCAGCGCUUCUCUAACCUGCGCUCGCUCUCCGUCGAUUACUGCGACUUCUCCUCCUCCAUGUGCCAGCUGUUGGCAGACGACAACCGAGCGCCGCUGUUACGUUUAUCUCUUCUGCUCAACGGCGCCACCGUGGAUUCCCGCUCUCUGGACGGCACCGCGACCGAUUCAGACCUGAAGGCACUGACGAGGAGAAACGCAGACCUGCGAGUGUUCCUGAUGGUGCUAGACGUGUCUGACGAGGUGCUGGAGAGCGUCCUGAAGCCCAGCCUCCCUGUCGAGCGGAUCCACGUGGACAGUUACGUCACGCCGCUUAGCGACGCCAUCCUCGAGCGGGUCUCGCUCCAGUACCACAAAACGCUCACACACUUCAUCCUGACCAGAGACGACGGACGAUUCCCCGACCUCAGCGGAAACAGAAACGAGGACCCGCUGGUGCUGCUGGCGUGGCGUUGUGUUCAUCUCUCUGUGCUCAUCAUCCACGGUUACACGGUGUGGUCUCACAACCUGGUGGCCAUCUCUCGUCUGCGUGGUUCCAGUCUGCGUGUCCUGGUGGUUUCUGAGGAGAGCAUCAACUUCGACCCGGACCAGGCGCUGUUCUCUAAGGGCGACCCGGUGCAGACGCUGGUGAAGGAGGUGUCGCAGGGUCUGGGCCGCGCCUGGCACCCCUCCAUCGGCAUGGAGAACGUCGCCACGGAGAUCAACGACCCCACGCUGCAUUUCCACUGCGAGAUGCAGAGCUUCAGCGAGAACAUCUAGAUUGUCUCUCUCUCUCUCUCUCUCUCUCUCUCUCUCUCUCUCUCUCUCUCUCUCUCUCUCUCUCCCUUUCGUUUUUCCUAAUGUGUGUCAUUGCUACGUGUGUUGGUUCGUUCUGUUGCUCCCUGCGAGCUCCUCUACAAGCUCAUUUACAUAUGAUCUCACACUCACGUUUAUGUAGUGUGUGUGUGUGUGUGUGUGUGUGUGUGUGUGUGUGUGUGUAUGAGCUACUGUCAUCUUUAAUCAUCACCUCCUUUAUUAUUUCCCCUACUCCUCCGUUCCUCCCCUGUGAGGCAGAACAGUUCUAACUUUUUCCUUCCCGUUUCUUCCCGUUUCUUCCCCUCGCAGUGCGACUUAGCGCCCCCUACGUGUCAGUGAUGCCGGUUACGUCCUUUAUUUCCUUUUAUUUCCUGUGUGAAUGAAUCCUGUGUAUUUGUACGUGUCGUGUUUAACCAGUAUUAUUAGUGCUAUAUAUUUAUAUUGCUCUAUAUAUCCUGCUUACGGACCGUCGCCUAGGAGAUUAGUAGCUUGCUGAUGAAUGGACGCUGGAGAGGGGCUUUAUUAUUAUUAUUAUUAUUAUUAUUGUUGUUGUUGUUGUUACUAUUAUUUUUUAAAAGCUUCGUUCCUACAAUCUCGAUCUGGAGUUACCUCAGACUAUCAGCUCCGUCACGAUCAGGCGAGACGAGUCUUCCAGCCGAGUGUGAGAAGCUGAGAGAUGAUUGGCUGGAUCCUGGCCUUCGGCUCUGUUCAUCACUUCCUGUUGGCUAGAUUUCUCAGUGAUGAUGAUGAUGAUGAUGAUGAUGUUUUUUUUUUUUUUGUUUUUUUUUUAAAUCAUACACUUUGGCUUCACAAAGAGUCCUUUAGCACAAAAUCAGGACUCUCUGUCUCAGGUAGGAGACGACGACUAUGAUGAUGAUGAUGAUGAGGUUACACUGAAGGUUUUCUGGAGGUCUCAGGAUCUGGAUACUUUGGCUCUGUGGGCUGAGCUGUGAUGUUGGAGCUCCACCCUGUUUGUGUGGUGUGGUGGUUUUUUAUGGGCUUUUUCUCUCUCUGCACGUGAGUGGUCCAGACCGAAGCGGCGUGUGACAGAAGGUCGUGUGUCGGUGCUUCCUCUCGGCUGUCGCUCGUCGUGCGCCGACGUCUCGAGCUCUCGCCGUGUGUCGUUCUCCUCGGCUGAGACCCAGAACUGUCCGUGUUUCAGCAUCUCCAUCGUGCUGCCAAAAAACCCUCGAGAUUACGUUAUCGUGUGACCGAGAUUUCCCGAUCCGUCGUGUAAUCAGUCAUCAGCACGUGCCUAGACGCAGGAGAACCUGUUUUUAUAUUUUGUUGUUGUAAUCUCAAGGGUGUGAGGCAGAAUCUCAGCCAAAACGAGGUGAAUCCUGCUGUGUGUGUGUGUGUGUGUGUGUGUGUGCGUGUGUGUGGACCUGCAGUGUGUGCAUGAGAAGGAGGAGCCAUUUUAAACCCUGCAUGUGCAUUAGUGUGUGUUUACCUGAGCGUCUGCUUUCUAUUUUAGUCUCAUACCAAAAACCUACAGAAGUCUUUCUAUAUUUGUACAUAAUUAUAUUUGUGUUGAUGCGAGUCGGAGGGAGACGAAUGCUGAGAGCACUGAGGUGUGUGUGUGUGUGUGUGUGUGCCUAAACCCAGACUAGCUUUCACGCUUGUGUUUGUGAGUAAUGUGUUACUGACAUAGCGUAUUUAAAGCGCGUGUGUGUGUGUGUGUGUGUGUGUCAGCAGGAGGCGUGAACCACUUUAUCUCAGCGGUGAACAGGUAACGGCCGUUCUCAGGGUGCGUGUGGGUAAAAGCGCAGGUUUCGCUCAGGCCUCUUUAACACGAUCACGAUCUCGUCAGCGUGUGCCGUUCAGCCCGAGAAGGACGCGAUGGCCGUCGUCACGCCGACGUGAUGGAGUGUGGGGACGUCUGUGUUGUGGGGACGUCUGGAGCGGAUGGUUACGGUUGUGUUUGUAGUUGAGAGGAGAUGCUGAGAGGAGGAGGAGUCUGUCGUGAUAUAUCGUGCAUCAGUUUCUCAGCUGUUACUGAUGCAGAAAGAAAAAAGCGAGUCACUGGAAUUUAAUUUUCUCGGCUGCCAAAGAUCUCGGAGCCGCCUCGCCUCGACUCGGUUUGUCACUUCUUUCCCGCCGCUCCGGGGUUCGGGUUGAGGUGCGUUGUGGUUUGGCGUCUGUGCUGCGGCGUGGUUAUUAUUCCGGGUUAACACCAGUAGAUCUCUCGUAUAUUAAUGCACCUGUUUUCACUGUGAAGAGCGAAUGUACUUUAACCCGAGGUCCUUCUAUCAGACCUGCUAUAAGCUGCUAUGAGACGUGUAAGGAACAUUCCACUGGGGAGUCGAGAAAACACGGCCAAAUGUCUGCGUGAGAUACGAAUACCUUUCUUCUUCUCUUCUCUUUUUUAUUUCCUCUGUAUUUUUUUCCUGCUUUGGGUCUGAGAGUCCGAGGCCCACUGGGACUGGACCUUUACCGUACCGGUGCCUGAGCUGGGUCAGGUUUAGAGCAGUUAAAGGAUCUUUAUCGCUUAGGUGGCGUGUGUUGGGGUGAGUAUCGGCCUCACACGGGCCAGAGAGAUGAGAAUGCCGGGGCAGAUGAAGCCCCCUGUAAAGACCCUCAGCUGGUUUCAGCCCCAUCAGAACAAACUAUGCAAGUGGAAAGUGUACGAUCCGUACGAUGCAGACGAUCCGGUGGCUCUUAACCUUAUUUUCUUUCUGUCACUUCAACGAAAACGUUAAUUCCACUUGGCCUUAUUAUUCUUCUUCUUAUUAUUAUUAUUAAUAUAAAGACUCUUAUUAUUGUUUUAAGAUCUCGAUUCUUCGGAAGCCGACUCCAUUCCGUGGGUUCAGACGUGGUCUCUGUGAGACUGGCCAGCAGGCCCCAGUUAUUAAUAUGUGGUACGAAUGUUGUGCAUUUGUUUAAAAUCAGGAUAGUCUGCAAUAACGCAGUGGCCAUCAGGGGGCGUGUGCAGUGCUACCACCGGGCGGCGCUGCUUAGAAACGUCACGGUGCAGAGAGGUGACGGCGUGUGCAGCGUUAGACUUUAUAUCGCAAUCUUCAUGACGAUCGUUCUACAACUAAACACUUUACAUCUGAAACGUUAAAAGUUACUUCUGCUGUUUCAUGGUAACCUUCAGGGUGGAGCUGACACCGUCAUGUCACCGUCACACCGUCAUGUCACCGUCACACCGUCAUGUCCCGUCACCAUCGUGUCCUUACCUCGACCUCAGAUAGAGCGUAGUGCGCAGCUCCAGCGUUUGACACAACGGUAACGUCGCGACUGAUUUUAUUGUCGUUUAAAACUAACGUAUUCGUCGUCAAGCCACGUGUUAACGAGGUGGUUUAUUGUGUAGAAACGUGAGUAGACGUGUUUUCUAACAAAUUGAUAAUGACUAGCUACGUUAACUAGCUAGUGUCAUGUGAUCACAGUCUGCUAACGCUCAAGUCCGGUCUGAGGAACCGGAGGCAUGUGAUUGGUCGAUCGUUAAACUCCGCCCUUAUCGACAGUGAGGUUUUAAUGUUCUGGUUCUGAAUGUUGCGAUAUAACACUAAUGCACACGCACCUCAAGGGUAUAUAUACAUAUAUAUCCGUGACGAGUACCUCAACGCCACGUCUGUUAUAAACGUGUGCGUUCUGUUUAUGAACAUGGAGAACGUUUAUAAGCGUCGUUUUGUUUUUGCAAAAAAAAUAACAAUUGUGAAUAACUGGUUUUAACAUCUUAAAGAAGUGUAAUAUUUGGGCAGGUGUGGCGUCUGCUCUGUUGUCUCCACUGAGCACAUAGCAUUGGAUUUUAUAACGUACGUCUCCAAACAGGAAGUCCUCUGGCACUCGGGGUGAACAUGCCAGGCAGGGAGAGCUUUUAAUCAUUUACACAGAGAUCUGAAAUCUGUUUCACCGUAAAAACGAAGGAAAAAAAAAACCUCCGAUCCAAACAAAGCGUAACUGACGUGUUGGAUUAAACCAGCAUGAGUGUUGAUUUGAAUCGAUGUAGAAUGAAUGCAAUUUCUUUUAAUCAGUAAAUAAAAGUGAUUAAGAACAAA